Glarea lozoyensis ATCC 20868 is the source of this 1770-nucleotide messenger RNA. Its product is annotated as MFS general substrate transporter. Gene Ontology annotation, biological process: transmembrane transport. Gene Ontology annotation, cellular component: membrane. The record is from RefSeq and is a predicted model, not a curated record. The transcript has a single exon. Gene Ontology annotation, molecular function: transmembrane transporter activity. The coding region runs from base 1 to 1770 and encodes 589 amino acids. Lineage: Eukaryota; Fungi; Ascomycota; Leotiomycetes; Helotiales; Helotiaceae.
AUGCCGAACCUCAAAGUCUCUACCACUGGCGACAAUAUCAACAACAGACCCGUCGAGUUUUACGACUCCAAGCUCCCGGACUCCAAGUCCAAGAUUUCUGCCGAGAUCACACAGUCUCCGAGUCCCGUUCUCGGGCCGAAAGAUCUCGACAACGAUGAUCUAACCGAACCAGAGGUCGAGCAUCAAUCACCAUGGCCAUGGGCGCGCAAAGCUCGCAAGCCAAUUGACCUCGACGCAACCGCCACGACCAGAAGUGUGUUUGAUGAUCCCUCCAUCGCACAAUUUUAUCUCCCUCGUACAGAUCAUGAGAACUACAGUCGGUUCGACAUCGCCGAAAGGUGGACGUAUCGCGAGGAGCGCAGCGUAAAGCGAAAAUCUGACAUUAAGAUCUUCCUUUGGAUCUUGGUAAUGUUCUUUGCCCUCAACCUCGAUCGUGGGAAUCUUGGUAAUGCUGUCGCUGAUAAUUUGCUUGACGAUAUCAGCAUCACCACCAACGAUUAUAACAACGCCCAGAAUAUGUACCGCAUCGGGUUCUUACUUUCCGAGAUUCCUUCCCAGAUGCUUGGGAAGCGCAUUGGUCCUGACCGUUGGAUUCCCGUCCAAAUCAUCUUGUGGAGCUUUGCUGCUGGAGGCCAAUUCUUCAUGACUGGACGGGCCAGCUUCUUUGCUUGUCGGUUUUUGAUUGGCGUCUUUAUGGGCGGGUUCAUCCCAGAUUCCAUUUUGUACUUGUCAUACUUCUACAAGAAGAGCGAGAUGCCCAUGCGUCUCGCCUUCUUCUGGUUCGUCGACUCCAUGUCCGGCGUCAUUGGCUCUUUUAUCGCCUACGGUGUUCUGCAUAUGCGGGGAGUUGACGGGAAGGAAGGAUGGCGCUGGCUCUUCCUCAUCGAAGCUUUAAUCAGUGUCACGAUUGGUUUCGCAAGUUUCUUCUUCCUGGUCCCUGGACCGACUCAAACCAAGACCAAGUGGAAUCCGAAAGGCUACUUCACCGAGCGCGAAGAGAAGAUUAUUGUUAAUCGCGUCCUUCGUGAUGAUCCUUCCAAGGGAGAUAUGCACAAUCGCCAAGGUAUCAGUCUGAAGCAACUCUGGCAAAGUCUCUCGGACUAUGAUUUGUGGCCAAUAUAUGUGAUUGGUAUUCUGUUCCAGAUUCCGGAAGGGCCACCAAAAUCUUACUUGACACUCACACUCAAACAUAUUGGGUUCAGCACUUUCAACACAACUCUCCUCGGUAUACCAAUCACGAUUUUCUCAUCUCUUAACAUGCUGUGGGUCACCUACUUGACCGAGCGCUUCCAACAACGAGCGUACGUCGGCGCCCUUUCUCAGCUUUGGGUGCUGCCGCUCUUGGUCAUAGAAUACACUUCCGUUCAGUCCCUCUCAAACUGGGGUCAAUACGCCGUUCUUUUCUUCUUGUUAGCUCAACCUUCAGUCCACGCUGCGCAAGUGGGAUGGUGCUCACGCCUGAGUAAUGCAGUACGGACCCGUGCCGUGAGUGCUUGCUUGUACAACAUCACUAUUCAACUCUCUGGAAUCGCUUCUUCGAAUAUCUAUCGUGCGGACGACAAGCCAUUAUAUAAGCGCGGCAAUCAGCAACUGAUCAUCAUCAACGUUGCGACUAUCGUCUUGUAUCUACUCACAAAGGUCUACUACACACAACGGAAUAGUUACAAGACGAAGAAGUGGAACUCGAUGACGAAGGAAGAGCAGGCCUGGUACUUGGAACACAACUCUGACCAAGGAAACAAGAGACUGGAUUUCUUGUUCGCCAGUUAG